Panicum hallii is the source of this 1825-nucleotide messenger RNA. Its product is annotated as SWI/SNF complex subunit SWI3B. The transcript is spliced from 6 exons. The record is from RefSeq and is a predicted model, not a curated record. Gene Ontology annotation, molecular function: protein binding. The coding region runs from base 45 to 1514 and encodes 489 amino acids. NCBI's taxonomy places the organism in Eukaryota, Viridiplantae, Streptophyta, Magnoliopsida, Poales, Poaceae.
AAUUCGACCACGCUUCCGCCGCACCUUCUCCCCUUCCGCCUCCGAUGGCCACGACGACAACGACGGGGACGGUGACGGCGCCGGCGGCCAGCGCCAACUUCGUAGCGACACCAGCGGCUCCGCAUCCACGCCCCGGCGUGCCACCCGCUCCAAGGGCCCCCUCCACCUUGGGUCUCGUCAAGUCGGAGGCCUCUCCAGCCCCCUCGCCCACUACCUCCGCCGCCACCCCCGCUGCCGCCGCAUCCGGACCGGAGGAUCCGUCCUACAUCAUCACCAUCCCGAGUUAUUCAGCGUGGUUCUCGUUCGACUCCAUCCACGACACUGAGCGCCGCCUCCUGCCGGAGUUCUUCGAGGGGGAGGCCGCGGCGGCGUCCGGGUGCCGGGGCCCGGGCGCGUACAAGUACUACCGCGACACCCUGAUACGGAGGUUCCGGGCGCGGCCGGGUCGACGGCUCACGCUCACGGAGUCCAGGCGGGGACUUGUCGGCGACGUCGGCUCCGUCCGCCGCGUGUUCGACUUCCUUGAGGAAUGGGGGCUCAUCAACUACGGUGCUUUGCCGUCGGGCUCAAAGCAGGCGAAAGAGAAGAGGGAAGAGGCUGCACCACAGUCGACGUUGCCUUCUGGGGCAACAGCACCCAGGAAGCUUUGUACUGGGUGCCGCACUGUGUGUGGGCUUGCUUACUUUGCCUGCGAGAAGGCAGAUAUAAGUCUCUGUGCUAGAUGCUUUGUACGUAAUAACUACCGGCCAGGUCUGACUGCUGCAAACUUCAAGAAAGUUGAAAUUACUGAAGAUGCAAAAUCAGAUUGGACAGACAAAGAAACUCUUCACUUGCUUGAGGCUGUCUUGCAUUAUGGUGAAGACUGGAAAAAGGUGUCUGAACAUGUUGGUAGUCGAUCAGAAAAAGACUGCAUCGCAAGAUUCAUCCGGCUACCUUUUGGAGAACAGUUCAUGGGACCCAAGGAGGAUAGAAUGGGGUUUGAAAAUGAUGAUGACAUUACUGAUGAACCUGGAGCAGAUGUCUCAAAACGGCUCCGUCUCACUCCAUUGGCAGAUGCAAGCAAUCCGAUAAUGGCUCAGGUUGCAUUCUUAUCGGCCAUUGUGGGUUCUGAUGCUGCCUCAGCUGCAGCUCAAGCAGCUAUUUCUGCACAAUCCCGUGUUGAUCUAAAUGACGGAGAGAUUGAUUCUUCAAUAAGUAGCACCAGGGAAGAAGCCAACGAUUUGCUGAAAGAGGCUGCUGCUAAUGCACGGGCACAACUUGAAAAAGAAAGGAAUGGCAUAGAGCAAUCUUUAUCCGAUAUAGUGGAUGUCCAGAUGAAGGAAAUCCAAGAUAAAAUAUGCCGUUUCGAACAUAAGGAGAUGCUGAUGGAGAAAGAACGACAGCAGCUCCGCUGCCUUAGGGAUUUGCUUUUCGCAGAUCAAUUGGCAAUCAUGCAACAUCAACGCAAGCCCCAAGCUGUAGCCGCGGAGAGCAAAUAUGACGAGAAGCCAAAACCCGUGAUUAACAUAAGUUGAUUCAAAUAGGGAUCGACAGUUGUGAGAACUGGACAUAGGUGUGCACCAUUUUAGCUAACUUAUUCCCCCCUUUGUUGGCCUGAUUCUAGUUGUAUGUUCAAUCCAUGUACCGUCGCCUCAGAUGUUAUAGGAAGCAAGGGUGAUGUCUAUUCUUUACAUUCUGGCUGAUGAGAAUGGUUUACUUCCUUCCCUCAAAUCUUGUUGCACAAAAAAGACCUAAAGUAGCAUGGAUCAGCAAUUGUAAAGAGAUGAAGUGGUACGGUUUGCAAUCGGCCUCAGUCGUGACAGUCGACUGAUCACGCUUUCCUGUU